AUGGGGAUCCAGCGGGAGGGGGGAGAGACUGGCUUGGUGAAGAGCCGAAAAGAGCUGUUGGGGGCAGGGCGUGUACGAUUUGUAGCUGCUAGAGUGCACAUGGUACGGAAGACAGACGAGGUGACGGUACUGCUGUAG
Molecule: messenger RNA, 138 nt
Organism: Peronospora matthiolae
Lineage: Eukaryota; Oomycota; Peronosporomycetes; Peronosporales; Peronosporaceae
Source: the annotation of a GenBank genome assembly